AAGGAAUUCCUGUGAAGCAUUUCCUGGAAGCGGAUAUGUGUGAAUUUUCUGCAUGAAGACUCUCAAACUGGAUUACAUAAUAAUAUGCCUGUAUCCUCUGACUCUAGUAUUUUGAUCCUUAACAAUGGUUAUGGUUGUAUAUGAAAUUUAACCAAUUUCUGAUGAGUGACCUAGACAUGAGUUUACAUCGGCAAAUGGGCUCUGAUCGGGACCUCCAAUCUUCUGCUUCCUCUGUGAGCUUGCCAUCAGUUAAAAAGGCACCAAAGAAAAGAAGAAUUUCAUUGGGUUCUCUUUUUCGGAGAAAAAAAGACACAAAACGCAAGUCUAGGGAUUUAAAUGGAGGUGUUGAUGGGAUUGCAAGUAUUGAAAGUAUUCAUUCAGAAAUGUGUACAGACAAGAACUCUAUUUUCUCCACGUGUACCUCUUCUGAUAACGGAACAACCUCUAGCAGCAAACCAAGUGGAGACUUCAUGGAAUGCCCCUUGUGCCUUUUGCGGCACUCCAAGGACAGGUUCCCGGAGAUAAUGACUUGUCACCAUAGAUCUUGUGUGGAUUGCUUGCGUCAGUAUCUCCGAAUAGAAAUCUCUGAGAGCAGAGUUAAUAUUAGCUGUCCGGAAUGCUCAGAACGAUUUAAUCCUCAUGAUAUUCGUUUGAUACUAAAUGAUGACAUCUUGAUGGAAAAAUACGAAGAGUUUAUGCUUAGGCGAUGGCUUGUUGCAGAUCCUGAUUGCAGGUGGUGCCCGGCUCCAGAUUGUGGAUAUGCUGUGAUCGCUUUUGGAUGUGCCAGCUGUCCCAAACUUACAUGUGGACGAGAAGGCUGCGGAACUGAGUUUUGCUACCACUGUAAGCAGAUUUGGCAUCCCAACCAGACCUGCGAUGCUGCUCGCCAGGAGAGAGCUCAAAGUCUACGCCUGAGAACAAUUCGUUCUUCAUCUAUUAGUUACAGCCAGGAAUCUGGAGCAGCAGCUGAUGACAUAAAGCCAUGCCCACGCUGUGCUGCUUACAUAAUAAAAAUGAAUGAUGGAAGCUGCAAUCAUAUGACUUGUGCUGUCUGUGGCUGUGAAUUCUGUUGGCUGUGUAUGAAAGAGAUCUCAGAUUUACAUUAUUUAAGCCCAUCAGGUUGCACAUUUUGGGGAAAGAAACCGUGGAGCCGUAAGAAGAAAAUACUGUGGCAACUAGGAACGCUUGUUGGAGCUCCUGUAGGAAUUGCCUUAAUAGCUGGCAUUGCUAUUCCUGCUAUGAUUAUUGGAAUUCCUGUGUAUGUGGGACGUAAGAUUCACAAUCGAUACGAAGGCAAAGACAUUUCAAAGCACAAGCGAAACUUGGCUAUAGCAGGUGGUGUAACCUUAUCUGUGAUCGUUUCUCCAGUUGUAGCUGCAGUAACUGUAGGUAUUGGUGUUCCUAUUAUGCUGGCGUACGUGUAUGGAGUUGUGCCAAUCUCCCUCUGCCGAAGUGGAGGUUGUGGUGUGUCAGCAGGCAACGGAAAAGGUGUCAGGAUAGAAUUUGAUGAUGAAAAUGAUAUAAACGUUGGUGGAACAAAUGCAGCUGUAGAUACCACUUCGGUAGCAGAGGCUCGUCAUAACCCUAGCAUCGGCGAAGGAAGCGUUGGAGGACUGACUGGCAGCUUGAGUGCAAGUGGAAGCCACAUGGACAGAAUAGGAGCCAUUCGAGACAACCUGAGCGAAACGGCUAGUACCAUGGCCCUGGCCGGGGCCAGUAUAACGGGGAGUCUCUCAGGGAGUGCAAUGGUUAACUGCUUUAACAGACUGGAAGUACAAGCAGACGUACAGAAAGAACGAUACAGUCUGAGUGGAGAAUCUGGCACAGUUAGCUUGGGAACAGUUAGUGAUAACGCCAGUACCAAAGCGAUGGCAGGAUCCAUUCUGAACUCCUACAUCCCUUUGGACAGGGAAGGCAACAGCAUGGAAGUGCAAGUGGAUAUCGAAUCCAAGCCAGCCAAAUUCCGACACAACAGCGGAAGCAGCAGUGUUGAUGACGGCAGUGCUGCAGGUCGGAGCAAUGCCGGUUGUUCAUCGGCCUGCUUGCCAGAAAGUAAAUCUAAUGCCACCAAGUGGUCCAAAGAAACAACAGCAGGAAAAAAAUGUAAAGGAAAGCUGAGGAAGAAGAGUAGCAUGAAGAUAAAUGAGACAAGAGAGGAUAUGGACGCUCAGCUGUUGGAACAGCAAAGCACAAACUCCAGUGAAUUUGACUCUCCCUCUCUUAGUGAUAGUAUUCCAUCCGUAGCAGAUUCUCACUCGAGUCACUUUUCUGAGUUUAGUUGCUCAGAUAUGGAAAGUAUGAAAACUUCCUGUAGCCAUGGUUCCAGCGACUAUCACACUCGCUUUACCACAGUCAGUGUUCUCCCCGAGGUGGAAAAUGAUCGCUUGGAAAACUCUCCGCAGCCGAGUGGAAUCCCCGUGCCUGUUCCAACAGCCCCCAGCACUGAUGUUCCCCAGCUGAGUUACAUCGCUGAGGAAAGCGUUCAUCAUGGAUCCUCCACAGAUGUGAAUUUAGGUGUGGGUGAAACGCUGAAAGAAACAAACAACAACCUUUCACAACAUGCUGUGGAAGUAAGCACUUCUAUUCAGACUGAAAUUUAA
Messenger RNA from Pterocles gutturalis (yellow-throated sandgrouse), 2600 nucleotides. It is a transcript of the gene RNF19A, whose product is annotated as ring finger protein 19A, RBR E3 ubiquitin protein ligase. Bases 141 to 2600 code for a protein of 819 amino acids. Lineage: Eukaryota; Metazoa; Chordata; Aves; Pterocliformes; Pteroclidae. The record is from RefSeq and is a predicted model, not a curated record. Gene Ontology annotation, molecular function: ubiquitin protein ligase activity; ubiquitin conjugating enzyme binding; zinc ion binding. Gene Ontology annotation, cellular component: cytoplasm; ubiquitin ligase complex. The transcript has 9 exons. Gene Ontology annotation, biological process: positive regulation of proteasomal ubiquitin-dependent protein catabolic process; ubiquitin-dependent protein catabolic process; protein polyubiquitination.